AGGACAUGUAGUAGAUUACCGACCACAUGCAGGCGGAUUAGGGGUUGGUCGCCAGUGCGUAUGCUACUACAUCUUUUAAUCGAGCGAAAGGACUCCCUUAGCAGGGGACACAAACAAGCCGAUGUUGCGGGAACACAACGUUUGCAUAAACUGAUACGAUGGAUUUCAAUGUCAAAAAGCUCGCUUCGGACGCAGGGGUGUUCUUUACUCGUGCAGUCCAGUUCACUGAGGAGAAACUGGGUCAAGCAGAGAAGACUGAGCUGGAUGCCCACCUGGAGAACCUGCUGGCUCGAGCCGACUGCACCAAGAACUGGACUGAGAAGAUCUUCAGACAAACGGAAGUGCUGCUGCAACCCAACCCAAGUGCCCGAAUAGAGGAGUUCUUCUAUGAGAAGCUGGAUAAGAAGCUCCCCUGCCGGACUACAAAUGGGGAGCUACUGGGCCAGCACAUGCUGGACGCGGCCAGGGACUUCGGCCCCGGCACACCCUACGGCAGCACUCUGGUCACGGUCGGAGAGUACCAGAAGAGACUUGGAGGAGCAGAGCGGGAGUUCCUUCAGACUUCAGCCGUCAACUUCCUGACACCUCUCCGCAACUUCCUGGAGGGAGACUGGAGAACCAUCUCAAAAGAGAGGCGUCUCCUUGAGAACCGUCGUCUGGACCUGGACAUCUGUAAAGCACGUCUAAAGAAAGCCAAACAAGCAGAGGCCAAAGCUGCGGUAAGCCUUCCUGCCGCCCCAGACUUUCAGGAAACCAGGCCUCGAAACUACGUCCUGUCUGCCAGCGCCUCCGCGCUAAACAAUGGAUGGGAGAGCUGGGAUUUCUCAGAUACCGCUGUGUCUGAGGAGAGAAAGCUCUGGAGUGAGGAAGUGGACAAAGCGGAGCAGGAGCUGCGUGUCGCCCAGACUGAGUUUGACAGACAAGCGGAGGUGACCCGCCUCCUGCUGGAGGGUAUCAGCAGCACACACGUGAACCACCUGCGCUGCCUGCAUGAGUUUGUGGAGGCUCAGGCCACCUUCUACGCUCAGUGUCACCAGGCCAUGCAGGAGCUGCAGACGGAGCUGCGCAGUGCUAAUGGAGAUACAUUUCCGAACGCGUUCUCGGCGAACCCUUCCUCCUGCCCCUCUCCCGUGACCCCGGAGCUGCGGGCCCCGACGCCCGGCGCUCUGCAGGAGGAGCAGCGGCCUGCCACCGGCGCACGCAAGGCCAGGGUCCUCUACGACUACGAUGGCCACGAUGCCUACGAGCUAUCUCUGCUGGCCGAUGAGCUCAUCACCGUGUACACUGUGCCAGGCAUGGAUCCUGAUUGGCUGAUGGGAGAGAGAGGCAACCAGAAAGGAAAAGUACCCGUGACAUACCUGGAGCUGUUGAGCUAGGUCCUUACACACACACACACACCUGGAGCUCCCUAGCUAGGUCCUCACUCACAACACACACACUCACAACACACACCUGGAGCUCCCUAGCUAGGUCCUCACUCACAACACAACACACACACAAACACUUACGUACUGUUCAGUGUAAACGCUACACAAGCACAUACCUUUACAAAGUCCUACAGACAUACUCUGUGUUCCCAAACAUGUACAGAGAGGCAAAUACACGUGUGUACCAUCAUGUUUAGAAUGAUACAUCAGUAAAUAGUCUAGUUAUGCAAGUGAACUGAGAGUAGAGUUCCCUGUAAAGCUGUACCCUGUUUGACAGAUAGAGUAGCUGUGUGAACAUAGCUGAAUAAUCAUUUUAAUACAAUUAUAAUGCAAUGGUGAAAUGGGUUCUAACAACUUACACCUCUAUCAACAAGGUCUCUUCUGACGUUUAUGAACAUUUAUUUAGAAUUAAAGCAAUACAUAUUUAUGUAUUUCGAUUCCUCAGUUUUCCCAGGCAGUCUUCAGUUUACCAUGCUGUUUGCAUAUAUUGAUGGUUGUAACAAAAACAAUUAUUACAAGAUAUUUCCGAUUCAGGCACUCUUAACACUAUUUUUGUUUGAAAUUAUGCCAGAGGAUUAAAAGUCUGAACACAUCUUGUGGGUUAACAGUGUUUGUCAGAUUUAAAGUCUAAAUAAUUUGUGUGUGUUAUCAGGUCACAAUGGUUAGGUUUUGAACAUUCUAGAUGUCAUCAAUCAAGUGUACUGUAAGUAAUUAAGUAGUUCAGACGUGUUGAUUCUAUUUGUCUCUGAUUCACCCUCUUGCCCUUCAAUAUGGAUUCCUGAAUUCAAGGAAAGUGGACAUCACUUGCAUCAUGUUUAACUCAUUUAUUUACAGUCAAUGUUUGGACAGUUUAAUUCUCUAAAUACUCUGGUCAGGGUGUGUCCAGAAAGACCUGUCUCCAUUUUUGUUAGUUUAUAGUUUAGAAAUUUGUGUUUCCUCAUUUGCAUAUGAUGUUUUAUUGAAUACUAAAACAACCCUGUCUGACAAAGCCACAAUGCAACACAGUCCUUUCAGAUCUGCAAAAGAGUCAAAUGUAAUGGAUCAAUUAUGUUUGUGUGUGUGUUAAUGUCUUUGUGUACAUAUAUACCUCAAUAUCUGCACCCUUUUGUUUAUGUUUAAAUGUUGUUAUUGUAUGAAUGAAACCUUAAACAAAUAAAAAUCCUGUUGAAACUGACAUUCAUGAUGUUUGCACUGAAAUGGAGCAUGUAAAUAUAAUCUGAGC
Osmerus eperlanus (European smelt) is the source of this 2649-nucleotide messenger RNA. RefSeq names its product SH3-domain GRB2-like endophilin B2b (gene sh3glb2b). Gene Ontology annotation, cellular component: membrane; cytoplasm. Gene Ontology annotation, molecular function: protein binding. The coding region runs from base 159 to 1376 and encodes 405 amino acids. Gene Ontology annotation, biological process: membrane organization. The record is from RefSeq and is a predicted model, not a curated record. The transcript has 16 exons. Lineage: Eukaryota; Metazoa; Chordata; Actinopteri; Osmeriformes; Osmeridae.